Molecule: messenger RNA, 4183 nt
Organism: Phaethon lepturus (White-tailed tropicbird)
Lineage: Eukaryota; Metazoa; Chordata; Aves; Phaethontiformes; Phaethontidae
Gene: GREB1
Product: growth regulation by estrogen in breast cancer 1
Exons: 22
Biological process (GO): multicellular organism development
Source: RefSeq, a predicted model, not a curated record
AUGGGAAAUUCUUACGCUGGUCAGCUCAAGACUACACGGUUUGAAGAAGUGUUGCAUAAUUCUAUUGAGGCCUCUCUCCGCUCAAACAACUUAGUUCCCAGACCAAUCUUUUCUCAGUUGUAUUUGGAAGCUGAACAGCAACUGUCAUCACUAGAAGCAGGCAACAGAGCAGAUAAUGAGGAGGAAGAAGAAGAGGAGGAGGAAGAAGGCUCAGAAUCAAGUAGUCCUCCUGUUUCUUAUCAGAUGAAGCCUCCUCCAGAAGGAUGUUGCACUACUGAUGGUUUCUGCCAGGCUGGCAAAGAUUUGAGACUCGUUUCAAUUUCCAAUGAACAUAUUGAGGUACCAUCAGGGUUUUUACUUGUUGGUGCAAAGUCACCAAAUUUACCUGAUCACCUUUUAGUUUGUGCUGUGGAUAAAAGAUUCCUGCCAGAUGACAAUGGGCGCAAUGCGUUGUUGGGCUUCUCUGGCAACUGUGUUGGCUGUGGCAAGAAGGGUUUCUGCUACUUUACGGAAUUCUCAAAUCACAUUAAUCUUAAACUGACCACUCAACCCAAGAAACAGAAACACUUAAAGUAUUAUCUGGUCAGGAAUGCACAGGGAGCUCUGACCAAAGGAUCUGUAAUCUGCUGGAAAGGGGCAGAUUUCAGAGGCCGGCAGCCUUCAUCCAGCACCUGCUCAAGCACAUUGUUCCAACUGCCAGAAAGUUCGGGCCCCUCGGGAAGCACCUCAAGCGAGCCGUCCCCAGCAGCCAACCCAAGUGCUCCAGCUGGGACCCAGCAAACAGCUGCAGCCAUAGAUCACACCCCUUCAACAGCAGCGUUCAGCUCAGCUGUUUUUAAUGGCAAGGAAUCGCCUAAACAACAGUUGGUGAAAAAUAACCUGUCUGCUCUGACAAGACCUUCCAUGUUAGGCACUUUAACAAAUUCAGGGCCUCCAAAAAAGCGCCAUAAAGGUUGGUCACCAGAAUCUCCAUCAUCUACUGAAACUUGGAACUUGCAGCUCAACCCACAGGCUCCAAACAGAAUUAAAAAUGAUGGAGGAAGCCUAUCGUCUUUACCACAUUCUGCUUUGGGAGGCCCAGCCUCAUCUCCAGUGGUGGGCUCAGGAGAACCGGUCUCAGUUCCUGAAAACUUGCUGAAAAUCUGUAAAGCAAAGCCAGUUAUUUUUAAAGGUCAUGGAAACUUCCCAUACCUUUGCGGGAACAUUAAUGAUGUGAUAGUGAGCCCUUUGCUGCACACCUGUUACAGAAAUUCACAGUCUUUAUCUAGAGCAUAUGAACAAUACGGCGCAUCCACAAUACAGCCUAUUUCAGAGGAAAUGCAGCUCUUACUGACUGUCUACUACCUUGUUCAACUAGCCUCAGACCAGGUCCCUUUGAUUGAGGAUUUGGAACAAAUAUUCAUGCGUUCGUGGCGGGAAUCACACCUGUCUGAAAUCCGACAGUACCAACAGGCUGUUCCACAGACCUUUCCUCAAGUGCCCAGCCAGAUCGCACCAGUGACCUCAGCCCAGCUGCCCUGGCUGGCGGGUCUCGCAGCUAGCUCCUGUAAUGAUAGUGUCCAUAUCAUUGAGUGCAGCUACUCUCUGGCUGAAGGGCUUUCAGAAAUGUUUAAGCUACUCAUUGAAGGAAAAUUAAUAAAGACAAACUACGUGGUGAUCAUAUGUGCCAGUAGAAAUCGAGCCAUUGAUUCCUGCAUUGUGAUAACAGGAAAGUAUCAGGCAAGAGUUCUGUCUGAGAGCAUGCUCACUCCUUCAGACUACCAAAAAGAAGUUAACUAUCAGCUGGUCACAGGGAAAGUGGAAAGUCUGGGGUCCUUCUUUAGCACACUCUGCCCAGAGGGUGACAUUGAUCUUUUGCUGGAGAAAUUUUAUCAGGAAAACCAAGGGCACAUCUCUUCAUCACUUUCUGCUUCAGUGAAUAAACCAACAGCACUGAAUGGAACUGGAGCAGCUGUGUGUACAAGUUAUGAGAUUGAACGACAUCAGAUUCGUCCAUUCCAGCUAGCAGUGGCUCAGAAAUUGCUGUCUCAUAUUUGCUCAAUUGCUGACUCCAGCACUCAAAAUCUUGAUUUGGGUUCCUUCGAGAAAAUUGAUUUCUUGAUUUGUGUUCCACCCUCCGAAGUGACUUAUCAGCAGACUUUGUUUCAUCUCUGGCACUCAGGUAUUUUAUUAGAACUUGGAUUAGAAAAGGAACAUCUUACAAAGCAGAGGGUUGAACAGUAUGUUAUGAAAUUAGAUGCAGAGGCACAGAUUAAAUUCAAAGUCUUUUUACAAAACUCUAUGCAGAACCCACAUACACUGUUUGUCCUAAUCCAUGAUCACGCACACUGGGAUCUUAUGAGUGCUAUGCAUAGCCUUUAUCCUCAAACAGAACUGUCUACAGGACUUGUUGAUAGACUGUUGAACUGCAGGGAGGUGAAAGAGGCGCCAAAUAUUGUGACCCUCCAUGUGACUUCCUUCCCCUAUGCGCUGCAGACACAGCAUACUCAUGUCAGCCCUUACAAUGAGAUCCACUGGCCUUCUUCAUACAGCAAUGGUGUAGAUUUAUACCAUGAAAACAAGAAAUACUUUGGACUGUCCGAAUUCAUUGAGUCCACCCUCUCUGGACAUAGUAUUCCGCUGCUUCGGUACGACAGCUCUUUCGAAGCAAUGGUCAUGGCUUUGGGAAAGAGGUUCCCCAGAUUACACAGUGCAGUGAUAAGGACUUUUGUUCUCAUACAACACUACUCUGCAGCUAUGAUGGCAGUGUGUGGUCUUUCUCAGAUGAAGAAUUACACCUCAGUUGAAACUCUGGAAAUCACCCAAAACCUAAUAAACUCUUCAAGACAAUGCCCUAGUGGUCAUGGCCUCAUGGUAGUGUUGAGAAUUCCAUGUACUCCGCUGGCUGCAGUGGCAUAUGAACGUCUGUAUAAUGUAAGGGAAAGACUAGCCCUUGAAGAUAACUUUGAAAUAAUCUUGGGAAAUCCUAAUUCUGGAAUCACAAUAGGGAAGCACUUUGUGGAGCAACUAAAGGUCUGGCAGAAAAUUGAAGAUGUAGAUUGGAGGCCACAGACCUAUUUGGAAUUGGAAGGUUUACCUUGUAUAUUGAUAUUUAGUGGUACGGAUCCACAAGGGGAGUCUUUGCCACGAUCACUGAGAUACUGUGACCUACGUUUAAUAAAUUCAUCUUCUUUGGUAAGGACAACCUUGGAGCAAGAACUUGGUUUGGCAGCAUACUUUGUGAGCUCAGAAAUUCACCCAGAGAAAGCAGUUGUGAAUGAUGUGUUAGAAAGUGACCCAGAGAAACUAAGCAGCACUGAUAAUGAAGACGAAGAAAUUGCGACGGAAGGUUCUACUUCAGAAAAGAGAAGUCCUAUGAAAAGAGAAAGGUCUCGUUCCCAUGACUCUGCAUCUUCAUCUCUCUCUUCAAAAGCUUCCAUUACAGCAUUCUGCAGUGAGUCAUCUCCUCCUUUAAUAGCAGCAGGAGAUACAGCAAAAUCCCCCCACCAAGUCCUAAGCAACAGCGCUGAAGAAACCACAAAUAACUAUGAAAGGCAGAAGCAGAAAGUAGACAAAGGGGCACAGACAACUAUCAGCAAACACUUGCCACCGGUAACUGAACAGCUGGAUACAAAACAAAACAUAAAAAGUGCCCAAAUUUCCAUCACCUCAUCAUCCUCUUCACCUUUCUCCUCCUCUUCUUCCUCCUCUGCACCUACUCAUAACCCCUUCAUCCUACAGACCUCUCAAUGCUCCAUGACCAAAGCAUCAAAACAACCUCCCAUAGUUUUCCUGCCCAAGCUGGUUUAUGACAUUAUUACUUCUACAGACAGCAGUGGACUUCCCAAAUCAUCUUCCCUCUUGCCUUAUCAUUCUGUUAUGUGGGCAAGUUCUUUUCGUCCUCUUAUGAGUAAGAUGAUGACUUGCACAGAGCAGUCUCUAUACUACCGCCAGUGGACAGUUCCCAAGCCAAUCCAUAUGGACUACAACAAUAGAAAUGAGGGCAGGAUGGACACCUUUCACCCAAGAAGGCUACUGCUGAGUGGGCCACCACAGGUGUGUAAUAAGAACAAGCAGACAGAAAUAGAUGCUGUUGUAAAUAAUACACGCAAGAAGGCCAGUUCAACAUUAGCAGAGCCAUAUUUACAAGAUGAGUACCUGACUCAAGAAUUUUUAAAUUACUUGAAAAGUUAUAUGGGAAUGG